Molecule: messenger RNA, 7813 nt
Organism: Anolis sagrei ordinatus
Lineage: Eukaryota; Metazoa; Chordata; Lepidosauria; Squamata; Anolidae
Gene: DOCK6
Product: dedicator of cytokinesis 6
Biological process (GO): positive regulation of GTPase activity; small GTPase-mediated signal transduction
Cellular component (GO): cytosol
Molecular function (GO): guanyl-nucleotide exchange factor activity
Source: RefSeq, a predicted model, not a curated record
GGAGGAGGAGGCGGCGGCAGCGGCGAGGAGUGGCUUUCCCUCGGCCGGGUCCCUCGCUAGGACUCCCUUCCCUUCCCUGCCCUUCCCGAGAGGAAGGCGCUGCCUCAGCCGGGAAUGGCGGCGCCCGAGCGACGGGCCUUCGCGCACCGCAUUAACCGGACUGUGGCAGCUGAAGUGAGGAAGCAGGUAUCUCGAGAAUAUGGUAACUCUCCGCAACUUUCGAAGAAGCGUGGUGGCAUCCCCCAGUCGGUGCCUCUGACAGAAGUGGUGGAACCAGUAGACUUUGAGGAGUACCUCUCCAGCCACCUGCCAGAUGCUGAGCCUGGCCCACUUCGUGACCUGGUUGAGUUUCCUGGUGAUGACUUGGAGGUGAUCCAUGAACCCCGAGAUUGUCGGACACUGGAACCGGGAGUCCCUGAAGAUGGGAAACAAGAUGCCCGUGUACGGGAUGCUGUACAAGUCUAUACAGAAAACUGGGUUAUUGUCCAGAGGAAGUAUCAAAGGCUGAGUACCAUGUAUAAUGCCAUCACUCCUGAGAAACAGAGGGAAAGACAGAAAGGGUUGCCAAGGCAGGUCUUUGAACUUGAUGAAGUAGCCGAAGAGCGGAACAGUCAGGGGGAUGCGGAUGACCUGAAACGCUGCUCUGCCUCCUUGGAUGAUACGCCUCGAGGCAGCUGGGCUUCCAGCAUCUUUGACCUGAAGAACUCUGCAGCUGACUUCUUGCUACGCUCACUUUUGGUGCGCACUGCCAUCGAAGAGACUGACCGUACCAAUGAAGAGCUGCGUAAGAAGAACCGGCACAGUGAGAUCUUGGCAUUGUUUCCUGCUCCUGAUGAGGAUGAAGCAGUGGAACGCAGCAGUAUCCCAGAAGUCCCAAAGGAGCACUUUGGCCAGAGGAUCCUUGUGAAGUGUUUGUCUCUAAAAUUUGAGAUAGAGAUUGAGCCAAUCUUCGGGUCAUUAGCACUCUAUGAUGUGAAAGAGAAGAAGAAGAUUUCUGAAAAUUUUUAUUUUGAUCUUAAUUCGGAGCACAUGAAGAGCCUGCUGAGAGCGCACAGUGCCCACCCUGCCAUUUCCACACUGGCCCGUUCAGCAAUCUUCUCUCUCACACAUCCUUCCCCAGACGUAUUCUUGGUGAUCAAGCUGGAAAAGGUCCUGCAGCAAGGAGACAUUAGUGAGUGCUGUGAACCAUACAUGGUCAUGAAGGAAACAGAUACAUUGAAGAACAAGGAGAAGCUGGAGAAGCUGCGGGUGGCAGGAGAGCAGUUCUGCAACCGCUUGGGGCGCUACCGCAUGCCCUUUGCCUGGACUGCUAUCCACCUCAUGAAUAUCAUCAACAGCACUGGCCUGCUGGAAAGGGAUGCUUCCGAGCCUGAGAGUGACCGCAGAGGCACCUGGAAUGAGCGCAAGAGGAAAGCAUAUGAGCGCAUGAGUGUUGGGGAAGAGGUGUGCAGCUUUAACAACUUCCGCCCAGCUACCCUCACAGUCACCAAUUUCUUCAAGCAGGAAGGUGAUCGCCUCAGUGAUGAGGACCUGUACAAGUUCCUGGUGGAUAUGAGACGACCAUCCUCUGUCCUUAGGCGUCUCCGACCUGUCACAGCCCAGCUCAAGAUCGACAUUUCACCAGUACCAGAGAACCCCCAUUACUGUUUGUCCCCUGAACUUCUGCACGUCCAGCCUUAUCCUGACCUCCGUGUCCGACCCACUAAGGAGAUCCUUGAGUUCCCAGUCAGGGAAGUCUACACACCUCACACAACAUAUAGGAACUUGCUGUAUGUUUACCCACAAAACCUGAACUUCAGCAGCCGCCAGGGCUCAGUGCGGAAUAUUGCCGUAAAACUCCAGUUCAUGGCUGGAGAGGACCCUAGCCAAGCCAUGCCAGUUAUCUUUGGAAAAUCGAGUUGCAGUGAAUUUGCUAAAGAAGCCUACACAGCGGUUGUGUACCAUAACAAAUCUCCUGAAUUCUGUGAGGAGUUCAAGCUGAAGAUCCCAGCCAACCUGACAGACAACCACCACUUACUCUUCACCUUUUACCAUAUCAGCUGUCAGCAGAAGCAGAACACACCUCUGGAGACUCCUGUGGGCUACACGUGGAUCCCCCUCAUGCAGCAUGGCCGGCUGAGAACAGGGCAGUUUUGCCUUCCUGUAUCAGUGGACAAGCCUCCGCCCAGUUACUCAGUCCUCACCCCUGAUGUACAACUACCCGGAAUGAAGUGGGUGGAUAAUCACAAAGGUGUUUUCAAUGUGGAAGUCCUGGCAGUCUCUUCUGUCCACACUCAGGACCCAUUCCUGGACAAGUUCUUCACUCUGAUCCAUGUGCUUGAAGAGUACACUUUCCCCUUUCGGCUAAAGGACGUGAUCCUGACAGAGAACAACAUGGAAUCAGAAUUGAAAUCUAGCGUGGGCAACCUUCGGGUGGCUAGCCUAGAGUCCCUUGUUGCCUUUAGCCAUCAGAUCCUCAACAAGUUGAUCCAACUCAUUGUAUACCCACCUGUCAUCGCAGGACAGAUUGUGAACUUGGGCCGUGCUGCCUUUGAAGCCAUUGCUGUGAUGGUGAACCAGAUCCACAAGAGCCUGGAGAAUAGCCAAGACCAACAUGGUCGCAACCAUCUUCUGGCCUCUUACAUCUUCUAUGUUUUCCGUCUGCCAGUCGCAGAGCUAAGCUUGCCAGAGCCUGGGAUGCCACCCCAGACUGGUCCCAUCCAGUAUGCCACCCUGUCCCGCACAACAGGACGCCCGGUCAGCCUUAAUCUCUCUCGUUCCAAAAGCAUCAGUAAUAGCAACCCUGAUCUGACAACCACCCCAAACUCCCCAGAUGAGGAAGUUCAGAAAAUCAUGGGCAGCAAGGGGAUCGACCGCUCUCACUCCUGGGUCAACUCAGCUUAUGCCCCGGGAGGCCCAAAGUCUGUGCUUCGCAGGAAUCAUCCGAACUCCAGCACGGACCUGAAGCAGGCUGCCGAGCGAGCACCUAAUCGUAUCUCCUCCUAUCUUGAGGGCUCCACUUUUCCUCCGGCCAUCCCGAUGAGACCAACGACCAGAAAGCUGCUUCAUGAAGAACUGGCCCUGCAGUGGGUAGUGAGCACCAGCUCUGUGCGGGAGGCCGCCUUGCACCAGGCCUGGUUCUUUUUCCAGCUGAUGGUUAAGAGCAUGGCACACCACCUCUUCCUAUGUGACAAGCUAGAGGCACCUCGCAAAUUACGUUUUCCUGGCCGAUUUGUUGAUGACAUCUCUGCUCUGGUGUGCACCAUCAGUGCUGAAAUUGCUAGUCGUUGCCAAAAGGAUGUGGAGCUGGUAGAACGUCUCAACAGCAGCUUGGCCUUCUUCCUCAAUGAUCUACUUUCCCUCAUGGAUCGUGGCUUUGUCUUCCUCCUUCUGCGCUCCUAUUACAAGCAGAUCAAUAAUCGGCUGCUGACAACACAGAACCCUAAUACUCUCAUUGGACUGAGGAUGGAUUUGAUCCGUAUUACUUGUAGCCAUGAGCACUAUGUCACCCUGAACCUACCUUGCAGUGGCCUCUCCCCACCUGCUUCCCCAUCCCCAUCUGUUUCCUCAGCAACCUCCCAAGGCUCAGCCUUCUCCAGCCACACUCAGGAUCAGCGAGUGGCCAACAUGUUUGAGCUGUCUGUGGCCUUUCGGCAGCAGCACUUUCUGGCAGGCUUGGUGCUAAUGGAGCUGGCACUCAUCUUGGAUCCAGAUGCUGAGGGAGCCUUCUUCCUGCACAAGAAGGCCAUCAGCACUCUCCACAACCUACUGUGCAGCCAUGACUCUGACAACCGCUAUAUGGACCGUGCCGUGCGGGCACACGUGGCCCAGCUCUACUUGCCUCUGAUUGGCAUCACAAUGGACGCCUUGCCCCAACUCUAUGAUUUCACAGAGACCCAUAACCAACGAGGACGGCUUGCCUCUGUGAUGGUUGAUGAUGGAGAGGGAGAUGGCAGCACCAUUAGCCAGUCAGUUGCCAUGGCCAUUGCCGGCUCCCCCUUGCCUCAUGCUCACCGUUCCACUGUCUUCCAGAUGCCGUCAGUGCCUCCUCGUCAGUACAGCAUGCUGUCUGCCGAAGGAAGUCGCAACCUGCUGGUGUGUUUCCUUUGGGUGCUGAAGAAUGCAGAUGAAGCAGUGCUCCACCGUUGGCUUGCUGACCUCUCUGCUCUGCAUGUGAACCGACUCCUUGACCUUCUCUACCUCUGUGUGUCCUGCUUUGAGUACAAGGGCAAGAAAGCCUUCGAACGGAUCAACAGCCUGACCUUCAAGAAGUCGCUGGACAUGAAAGCACGACUGGAGGAAGCCAUUCUGGGCACUAUUGGAGCACGCCAGGAGAUGGUUCGACGCAGCCGAGAGCGCACCCCGUAUGGAAAUCAAGAAAAUGUGCGCUGGAGGAAGAAUAUCGCCCACUGGAGGCAGAAUUCGGAUAAGGUGGACAAAUCCAAGGAUGAAAUGGAGCAUGAUGCUCUUGUGGAAGGGAAUAUGGCCACAGAGGCCAACAUGGUGGUACUGGACACACUGGAAAUUAUUGUGCAGACAGUGAUCUUAUCAGAAGCUAAGGAGAGUGUCCUGGGUGGGGUGCUGAGGGUGCUUCUGCACAGCAUGGGCUGUACACCUAGUGCUGCCUUCCUGCAACACUGCUUUGCCACCCAGAGGGCACUUGUGAGCAAGUUCCCUGAAAUGCUUUUUGAGGAAGACACGGAAUUGUGUGCUGAUCUUUGUCUGCGUCUCCUGCGCCAUUGCAGUAGCAGAGUGGCCACCAUCCGGACUCAUGCAAGCACUUCCCUCUACCUUCUCAUGCGACAGAACUUCGAGAUUGGCAAUAACUUUGCCCGGGUGAAGAUGCAGGUGACCAUGUCCUUGUCUUCCCUUGUGGGAACAUCACAGAACUUCAAUGAGGAGCACCUGAGGCGCUCGCUAAAGACCAUCCUGACUUAUGCAGAGGAAGACCCAGAGCUGCGAGAGACCACCUUUGCUGAGCAGGUUCAAGACCUCGUUUUCAACUUGCACAUGAUCUUGACAGAUACAGUAAAGAUGAAGGAACACCAGGAGGAUCCUGAAAUGUUAAUAGACCUGAUGUACAGGAUAGCCAAAGGGUACCAGACAUCACCAGACCUGAGGUUGACCUGGUUGCAGAACAUGGCAGCAAAGCACUCGGAAAGAGGGAACCACGCGGAGGCAGCUCAGUGUCUGGUGCAUUCUGCUGCAUUGGUAGCCGAAUACCUGAGCAUGCUAGAAGACUGUCGCUACCUACCUGUGGGCUGUGUCACUUUCCAGAAUAUCUCUUCCAAUGUGCUGGAAGAGUCUGCUGUCUCAGAUGACAUCCUCUCUCCUGAUGAAGAGGGCAUCUGUUCCGGAAAGUACUUCACUGAGCAAGGCCUUGUAGGGUUACUUGAACAAGCAGCUUCCUCGUUUACUAUGGGAGGACUUUAUGAAGCUGUCAAUGAGGUCUACAAGAUCCUUAUCCCCAUCCAUGAAGCCAAUCGUGACUUCAAGAAGCUGGCAGUGCUGCAUGGCAAAUUGCAGGACGCCUUCAGCAAAAUCACCAACCAAGCCUCUGGCUGGGAGAGAAUGUUUGGAACAUACUUCCGGGUUGGUUUUUAUGGCUCCAAGUUUGGAGACCUGGAUGAGCAGGAGUUCGUUUAUAAGGAGCCCUCCAUCACCAAAUUGGCAGAAAUAUCCCACAGACUUGAGGAAUUUUACGCUGAGCGCUUUGGGCAUGAAAUGGUAGAAAUCAUCAAAGGCUCCAACCCUGUUGACAAAGCAAAGCUGGAUCCCAACAAGGCAUACAUCCAGUUGACAUAUGUGGAACCAUUUUUCGACACAUAUGAGUUAAAGGAUCGGGUCACAUAUUUUGACAAGAACUACAACCUCCGCACCUUCAUGUUUUGUACGCCUUUCACAUUGGAUGGGCGAGCACAUGGUGACCUGCAUGAGCAGUUCAAGCGCAAAACUUUGCUCACCACUUCCCAUGCUUUCCCCUACAUCAAAACACGCAUCAACGUCAUUCACAAGGAAGAGAUUAUUCUCAUCCCAAUUGAGGUAGCCAUUGAGGACAUGCAGAAGAAGACUCAAGAGCUGGCUUUUGCCACCCACCAGGAUCCACCCGAUGGCAAAAUGUUGCAAAUGGUGCUGCAGGGAUGUGUGGGCACCAUAGUCAACCAGGGCCCUCUGGAAGUGGCACAGGUGUUCUUAGCUGAGAUCCCGGAUGACCCCAAGCUGUACCGGCACCACAAUAAGCUACGGCUCUGUUUCAAGGACUUCACCAAGAGGUGUGAAGACGCCCUCCGCAAGAGUAAGACCCUGAUUGGACCAGACCAGCGCGAGUUCCUCCGAGAGCUGGAGAGAAACUACCAGCGUCUGAAGGAAGCCUUGUGCCCGCUUCUCAACCGCAAAAUCCCUCAACUCUACAACCCUGUUACUCCCCUUUCUGUACACAGAAACUCCUUCAACAGAUUGAGUCUGCGGAAGGUUGAAGCCUAAAAAGCAGACCCCCAAUACAAUGGACUGCCUGAACCACAGGGACCCAAUGCAGAAAAGCAUUGUCAACUCCUUACAUUCCCCCAGAUUUCAGCCAUGCUGGGGAUAUGUGACUUGCUGUGCACUGAGAUUUGGGAUCUCUUUCUGCAUCAUUCCAGACUUGCUCCAACCUGCGGGGCCUGCCAGUCUUGUCACUCUAAGAAGAAGGAAAUAACCUGGGGAAAAAGGUCCUGGGAAUGAUCUGGUUUCCGGCCUCCUGUCCUGCUGUGGGCUAUGCUCCCCCAUAGGAAGCUUCUGAUUGUAAGGCCUUCCAGAUCUGGCCAAGACCUUUUGCAGAUCUUCUUCCUGACUGAAAUCAAGAUUUGAUUUACGCACAUGGACCUUGGGCUUCCAGAUGUAGCUGACGGCUGGCCCACUUUGGGUUCUGUGUCCUUGUCUUUCUGAAGGCUGGGUUUAGCCAAAGGACUCCGGCUCUCUCCUCUCUUUUCUCUUGUUCUGUCUUUCACUCUCCCUUUUUGACCACCAACCAUUUGAGGCUUCCAGCUGUUCAUGGAACAACAAGAAUGAUUGCUCCAACAUUCUUGACUCAGGGAAGAAGGCAGUGAUAUCUGGGAGCCAUUUAAAACCUAGGUCGUCAGGGUCCUGAGCCUGGCCUUUCUUUUAAGAAGUUGGUCUGCCCACUCAUGUACCUAGGCUGAAGGGUUUGGCUUUGCUAUUCCCUUCACAGGGCAUCCUGACUGCCUUUUUAUGUAGCUAGUCUCCAGGGGGUGGUUGCCUAAUAAUGUGUCUUUUGGAUAAUCCUCCACUACUUUUACCUUUCCAAUGCAGACCAAAGAUCCUUUUCUAUCUGGCAUGCCUCUUACUAAUUCCUUUCCAAAGCAGGGCUAAAAUCCACACACGUUCCAUCACAGCAGUGCCUUCUGGGGCAGGAUUUGCAGCAGGAGUGCCUGUUUCCCUCCCUUCUUCCAAAUGCCAGCUGGGAGCUGUGUGUGUGAUUCUUACAAGGACAACCAUCAAUGGGUGCCCCUUUCUACCUUUUAGUGCCUCUUCUGCACCUCCAAAAGUUAGCAGUGGAAGGAAAGUUCACUCUCCAGGGUAGAAUUGGAUCUAGGCUUUGUAGUGUUAUUGUAAGUUCUGGAGGAGCUCUUCCACACAGAGGCUAAACGGGAUAUUUGGGAAAGAAAUGGGUACAUCCCAUUAUCUGCGUUGAUGAAUGAUUUGGGGAUCAAACAGGGUAUUUUUUUAACCAGAGAGAGACAGUUUAGAUUUAAUGUAUUGUCGAAGGCUUUCAUGGCCGGAAUCACUGGGUUGUUGUAGGUUUUUUCGGGCUAUAUGGCCAUGUUCUAGAGGCAUU